Molecule: messenger RNA, 795 nt
Organism: Microthlaspi erraticum
Lineage: Eukaryota; Viridiplantae; Streptophyta; Magnoliopsida; Brassicales; Brassicaceae
Source: the annotation of a GenBank genome assembly
AUGUUGGAGCUACGUCUUGUUCAGGGGUCUCUGUUGAAGAAGGUUCUAGAGUCGAUCAAGGAUCUGGUGAACGAUGCGAACUUCGACUGCUCCAGCACUGGGUUCUCGCUCCAAGCUAUGGAUUCGAGCCACGUGGCGCUCGUCUCCCUCCUGCUGAGAUCCGAAGGUUUCGAGCACUACAGGUGCGACCGCAACCUUUCCAUGGGGAUGAAUCUCGGCAACAUGUCGAAGAUGCUCAAAUGCGCCGGAAAUGAUGACAUCAUCACCAUCAAGGCUGAUGACGGCGGCGAUACCGUCACCUUCAUGUUCGAGAGCCCCACGCAAGACAAGAUUGCAGAUUUUGAGAUGAAGCUGAUGGAUAUAGACAGUGAGCAUUUGGGAAUACCUGAUGCUGAGUACCAUUCAAUUGUGAGGAUGCCGUCUGGUGAGUUCUCCAGGAUUUGCAAAGAUCUCAGUAGCAUCGGUGACACAGUUGUGAUCUCUGUGACUAAAGAAGGGGUUAAGUUUUCGACUGCUGGUGACAUUGGAACAGCUAACAUUGUGCUAAGACAGAACACAACUGUAGACAAGCCGGAAGAUGCAAUUGUGAUAGAGAUGAACGAGCCAGUGUCGCUCUCGUUUGCCCUGAGGUACAUGAACUCCUUCACAAAGGCAACUCCAUUGUCCGAGACGGUGACAAUCAGCUUAUCGUCGGAGCUGCCAGUGGUGGUGGAGUACAAGGUAGCUGAGAUGGGUUACAUUCGUUACUACUUGGCUCCUAAGAUUGAAGAAGAAGAAGACGACACCAAGCCCUAA